AUGGAUGAUACCCGCAGCACCGUUCUGUUGCCUCAGAAACGCUCUAAACAGUUUGAAAACUUUGUGGAGUUGCCCAGCACUGAGGUGUAUGAAGCACCCCAUCCUGGCUUUGAACGCAUACCCUACAAUGAGUACAAUCGCAUAGUGAGCGCAUUAAAAGAGAUGCUGCGUGCGCGCGAAGAAAAACCCAUUACAUUGCGUCCGCGCCCUGGGCGUCGUUCAACGGGCGCUGAUUAUCCGCUGUGGCACUAUCUUCUGAACGAUGCUGGUGAUAUGGGCUUGAAUGCGGACGAUAACGCUGCUCUGGUGGGCGAGGCAGCUGAUGCAUUGACGGAUGCGACGCUGAAAAAAUCCGCGCCAUUCAAACCACGUCUCGGAAAACGUUGCGGAAGUCGAAUAUACGAGUGA
This is a messenger RNA of Rhagoletis pomonella (apple maggot), 408 nucleotides long. RefSeq lists its product as uncharacterized. The transcript is spliced from 2 exons. The record is from RefSeq and is a predicted model, not a curated record. Lineage: Eukaryota; Metazoa; Arthropoda; Insecta; Diptera; Tephritidae. Bases 1 to 408 code for a protein of 135 amino acids.